Molecule: messenger RNA, 5013 nt
Organism: Zerene cesonia (dogface butterfly)
Lineage: Eukaryota; Metazoa; Arthropoda; Insecta; Lepidoptera; Pieridae
Exons: 9
Coding region: 276-3314 (1012 amino acids)
Biological process (GO): monocarboxylic acid transport; transmembrane transport
Molecular function (GO): monocarboxylic acid transmembrane transporter activity
Source: RefSeq, a predicted model, not a curated record
UCAUUGUCGUCAAAUUGUAGCCCAUUCAUUUUUUUAUUUUCCAUUCAUUGUUUGAAGCGCCGUGUAACGUGUGGGAUGUAGUAAAACUCGUGAUUUAUUUUUUAUUGUGAAUUUUGGUUUUGUGUAAAUGGGUGUUGGUGAAAAUCAGUGAAGUGUUCAUGUGGAGUGCAUUAUUUAUUUCAUAACAGGAAAUAUCGAUCUGCUCCAAGCAACCAGAAGACUGACUAUGUUAUAUAAGCGACAUUGUACACGAAUCGGACACGGUCGCUGACGUGAUGGCGGCGCCGGCGAUCGCGCAGGGUGCGAUCGACGAGGCGCAGGAGACGCUGCUGGUGAAGGCGCAACACCCGCAAGUGGUCACCGCUAAGUCGUCGAAGAAAGUGACGCUGCCGGAGGAUGAUGAUGGCAAAGUCGGCAGGUUCACCAUCGGCCCGGCGCCGGAGCGCGACUGGGAGAUGGUCCCGCCGGACGGCCGGUGGGGGUGGUGCGUGCUAGUCGGCGCGACUCUAGUGAACAUACUGAUACCGGGCACGAUAAAAUCGUUCGGCGUGCUCCUCGUGGAGUUCAACGACGUGUUCGAGGCGAGCGCGUCCGCGUCCUCCGGGAUCGUCGCGCUGUGCUACUUCCUGUACAGCAGUUUGGGUCCACUCUCGUCCAUACUCUCCGUGAAAUGGUCGUACCGUACCGUGACGCUGAUCGGCGGCAGUUUCGCUGCAUUGGGCAUGAUAUUCAGCAGCUGGGCGUUCUCGAUAGGCUACCUGUACUUCAGUUUCGGCGCGAUGGUCGGCACCGGCGCGGGGCUCGCGUUCCCGCCGACCGUUUACAUAGUGACGUCAUACUUUGUCCGGCUGCGCGGGCUCGCCAACGGCAUCUGCAUGUCCGGCUCGGCGUUCGGCAGCAUCAUACUGCCGCCGGUGCUGCGCUACCUGCUCGAGACGUACGGAUACAAGGGGGCGGUACUAAUUCUGGGGGGGAUCAUGUUGAACGUGUGGGCCGCGGCGUUGCUGUUCCAGCCCGUGGAGGAGCAUAUGGUGAAGAAAUUCAAGGAGCCGGUGGACGAUGAGGAAGGCCCGCAGGACGAUAUUCUUUUCGAGGAGGAGGAGCCAAUAGAGACGUACAACAUGACCAGCGUGCAGAACGGUCAGCCAGAUGGCAUCGCGAACGAGAGCUCCGAACGGAAUCUCUCGCUGGUCCAAAUACACAGUCAAAGAAACUCGAGCCAGAACCUCAGGCAUAACGUGUCGAAACGCAAACUGUCCUACACGCGUCCUAUAACUAAAGCUGCGUUGAGCUCCGCUUCCAUGGCGCCGGACGGUGUUCCGGAUUCGAAGAGGUUGGGCUCCACCGAAACCUUCGGCAGACGCCUCAGCACCACCAAAAGGAACAUGUCCACAACGAGUUUCGCGUACGUGUCCACCCCCUUCCACGGCUCCACGCUCUCCGCCUUCGACCAGCCCAACGAAUUCGCCUCGCAGUUCUCGUUGAAGUCCAUCACGGACAGCGUAGCGGACGUCGCGUACUGUUGCUUCUGUUGCAAGCGGAAACAGAGGAAGGAGCCGAGCAAAUUUUUCGAUGUGUCCCUCUUGAGUGAUCCCACGUACUUGGUUAUAUUGAUAUCCAGUAGCACCGUGGCUAUAUCGGUGACGAAUUUUAUUAUAUUGCUACCCUCAUACGCGCAAAACAUAGGUUACGAUAAGUCGAGAGGCGCGUUGUUGCUCAGUACGGUGUCAGCGCUCGACCUGGUCGGACGCAUCGGCGGCUCCGCGCUCUGCGAUUUGAACAUAAUGCCUAAAACGUUCUAUUUCGUCGGCGGCUUAUUCUUCUCCGGCAUCAUUUUGACAGCUAUACCGUUCCUCGAAUCGUACACAACGCUGAGCAUAUUCUGUGCGCUGUUCGGUCUGUCGUCCGGUAUAAAUAACGGUGUCACGACGCUAGUGAUGGCCGAAAUCCUCGGUGUCGAUAGAUUGAUGUCGACAUACGGUAUUAGCUUGUUCGUGAAUGGCUUGCUGCAGCUGAUAGGGCCGCCGGUGUGCGGGCUGUGGUACGAGCACGAUAAAAACUAUGUGAACAUGUUUGUGACCUUCGGUUUUAUAUUUAUAGCUGGUUCCUCUCUAUGGUUGUUCAUGCCGUUGGAGACAUUUAUCGAAGAGGACCCCAACGAACUCAAUCUAUCAAACCCAAAAUUAGUUUUCACAUCCGAAGAUGACCACGCAGAGAGAUGUCCGAACGGCUCCCCGCCGAUCCACAAGCCUAGAUCACACGUAAAUCUAGACGAUAGAUCUGACUUCGCACGCUCGGCUAGCGCCACGCAAUUCACCAAAAACGAAGAGAGGACACGCAAAAUAUCGACACCGUCAAAACACGGUAUACAGCACAUCUCUAGCAAAAUAUCGAAUCACCUACCUAGCAACCCGUCACUAUUAGAAUCCGUGCCGGAAGGAAAGUCCAGCCGAGUGAACUCGCAAGACGGCUUCGGUAAAAAACUGGUGCUGCCCAAAACACCGAAACGCAGUCCGUCCACGUCCAGCUUCCAGUAUAUGUCCACACCGUUUCACGGUUCGACGCUCUCCGCUUUUGAGAAACCGAGCGAAUUCGCUUCGCAAUUCAGUCUUAAGUCAGUCACGGACAGUCUGGCGCCCAUAUCUUAUUGCUGCGGCUGCAAAAAGCGUAAAGAGGACGACGCCAAAAAAGAGCCCAACAAGUACUUUGAUGUGCAGCUCUUAAAGGACCCCAUUUAUUUAGUGAUCCUCAUAUCGAACUGCACUUGCGCUAUAUCGUAUACAAACUUCAUUAUUUUAGUGCCGUCGUAUGCGAAAGAGUGUGGUUUCGACAAAUCUUUGGGCGCGUAUUUAUUAUCUAUAAUAUCCGCGUUAGAUCUGGUCGGCAGAAUUGGCGGGUCCGCGCUGUCAGAUAUCGUUUUGACACCGAAGCGUUAUUUUUUCAUCACCGGCCUGCUGUUUUCCGGUAUUAGUUUGUCUAUGAUACCGCUGGUGUCGUCGUAUUCAGCUAUAAGUGCGUUUUGUUGCGUAUUCGGUAUCGCAUCCGGUAUCAACGUGGGUGUAACUGCGUUGGUUAUGACGGAGAUGUUAGGUACGGAAAGAUUGAUGUCGUCUUAUGGUAUUAGUUUAUUUGUGAAUGGCAUUCUACAGCUUAUAGGUCCACCGAUUUGUGGCGCUUGGUUCGAAUAUACGCAGUCGUAUAAGUCUCUUUUUGUGACGCUAGGGUUCAUAUUAAUUUUUGGCGCGUCGUUGUGGAUUUUUGUACCGAUAAUCCAUAGACGACGCAGGAUGCGCGAGAAUGCUGAAAAAGCAUAGUACACGCUUUCCAUAGAUAAAUGGUUGAUGGGAUACAAUUGUUACUUUUCUUAUCUGUGCGUUUAUUAUUCUUUUGACAUUUAUUUGAAUAACAAGAUUUCCGAAUUUUUAUUUUUUUUUUAUAAUGUUCGAUUUAACUAUUAGUUUUAGAAAUAUGUUUCAUAUAUAAUGAAAUUGGGCUUAAAAUUAUAUGCAUGUACGGUUUUUAAAUGAAUUUAUUUAGUUGAACAAAGUGCAAUUCUUUGAACGUUUUAGAUUAUAAGUAGAACGCUUUACGCUAUAUCUAUGUACCAAUCAAAAUAUAUAUUUUAUCUGCUGAAGCAAGUGGAUAACAAAAAAUAAUGCUUGAUUUGUAAGAAUGUUUAAAAUAUUCGUCACAUGCUAAAUAAAAAUAAAUGAAUAAUCAGACGGACUUUUUCAAAAAAGAGGUUGAUAGGGCAGUUCAAGAGUAUUUGUAAAUAAAAGUAAUAAUUUGUCUAUGGUAUAUCUAAAUAAACCAUGUAUUUCGAAUGGUGCAAACACCGUGUUCAUUAUUUAAAACUUAAAUCAUGAAUCAGUAUUGAAUAUUCUUUAAUUUUCACUUGAAUGUUUCCUAUUUACUGGUUUGUAUAAUGUGAUAUAUUUGUGAUCCUAUUAAAUGUAAACAUCAGUAAUCUCAUAUUAAACACAAAUGAAUCAAUAUAAUUUUAAAUUUAAUUAUGUAGCCAAAUUUUCGAUCAUAGAUAACUUGUAUCAUAUGUGAAUUUUGUAUCAAUAUGCUAAGAAAAUUUAAGAGAAUGUCAAACGGUUUUUGGCGGGAAAAGAUGUUCUUUGUAUGAAUUUUCCUAACAAUAAAAGUCAAUGCUAUACUUAUAAAGUUAAAGCAAUGAGUAACGAUUAAUUGUCAGUGUCAAAUAAAAAUUAUGAUUGUUUUUAUUUAAAAUUUGGUUGUAUAUUUAAAUUUAACUACGUAUUUGAAAAGUAAGUAUUAAUUUAAAAAUGAUAGUUAAAUACAGCGCGUUCCUGCGCUUGCAUUUAGUGAAAUAGACAUAAUAGUGAAAUUUCUAGAACCACUGAAUUCAAAUGAAUUUGUACUAAACUACGCAAUUGAAUUGAACCAAUAUCUACAGCUUUUUAACUAAACAUUCAGGAAUGGUCAGCAAUAAUAUUAAUUAUUUAAAAAAUAGAUAUAAUACAAAAUUUAACUCAUGAUGAUGAGGCGAUUUUCUAAAAAAUUAUUAGUAUGUUAAAGUUAUCGUGAUAUAUAAAAGAAAGCCUCGAAUAGGAGAAAAUAGAUUCUACAUGUUAAGUAAAAGUAUAACGUAGAAAAUUGCUAUGAUGAAUAAUAAUCUUGUACAUAAAUAAUAACUUAACGCUUAAUCUGUCAAUUUAUAUCUCCAAUGCCUUAUAAAAUGUUUCAAAUAACAUAAUAUUAAUGAGCCAAUUCUUGUAAUUAUAAAAAAAAAAUGUUACCAAUUGUUACCAUAGAAAAAAAUAUCAACUUGGUUUAUAUUUCUAUUAUAUGGGUUAAAAUGUUGUAAGCUAUUUCUUUGAAGUGAUAACUUCAGAUGGAGGGUAAACCAGUUCGUUACGUAACGCAUCACGGCGCCAGUGUGGCUUCCCUUUCAUCACGCAUACGGUUAAUUGAUUUUAAGUUAUCGCUUCUGACGGCCUUUCUGAUACGCACGCUUUAUAAUGUGGGAUACGAUAAUUUAAAUAA